Cyclopterus lumpus (lumpfish) is the source of this 1968-nucleotide messenger RNA. It is a transcript of the gene prdm13, whose product is annotated as PR domain containing 13. Bases 1 to 1968 code for a protein of 655 amino acids. Gene Ontology annotation, molecular function: protein binding. The transcript has 4 exons. NCBI's taxonomy places the organism in Eukaryota, Metazoa, Chordata, Actinopteri, Perciformes, Cyclopteridae. Gene Ontology annotation, cellular component: nucleus. The record is from RefSeq and is a predicted model, not a curated record.
AUGGUUCUGAUCUCACCCCACGCCAUGCAAGCCACCCGGGCGUCCACCACCGUCAGUGUGUUUGCGGACUGCAGCGUCCCGGCCGGGCUCCGGAUAGGACCGGUACCGGGCGUCUUCAAACUCGGGAAGUACGUGUCGGACCGCAAGGAAGUUGGACCUAAAAAGAAGAUCCGCUUGGUGCGGGGGGAGUUCGUGGAUGAGUCGGGCUGUCCCGUGCCAGACUGGAUCGGACUGAUCCGCGCUGCCAGGAGCAGCCAAGAGCAGAACCUGGAGGCUGUGUCGGAUUUACCUGGCGGACAGAUUUUCUACCGCGUGCUGAGAGAAAUCCCCGCAGGAGAGGAGCUCAGUGUUUGGUACUCCAACGCUCUGGCCCAGUGGUACGACAUCCCCACCACGGCCACUCCAACGCACGACGAGAAAGGUGAGGAGCGCUACAUCUGCUGGUACUGCUGGAGGAUCUUCAAGUAUCCGAACACGCUCAAGGCCCACGUCCACUUCCACUGCGCCCUGAGCAACGGUCGGGGGUUUGUGACCAGCGAGCAGGCCAGGGGCACGGAGACCUUCAGCAGGUCGCCGAAGUCCGGAGACAUCCCGAAUACUUCCACCUCUCCGAGGAGCGGCCACAGUAACUCCUCCAUAUCAGACUCUGGCAGGCGGGCGGUGUCCUCCUCGUCGUUCCCACACAAAGCGGGACUGUCAAAGAAAAGAAGCUCAGAGGAGCAGGACAGGGCCCUCGACAUGAGCGUUACCUCAGCCAGAAACCAAGGACACAUCCUCGGCUUCGGCGCUACAUCCUCCGUCCUUAGCAGCAUGGGCUUCCAUCCGGGUGUGCGCUCGGCCUUCAAACCCACCGGCGUCUCCAAAGUGCCGGGCGCGGACGCCUCCAGAGAGGACGCAAACGGGAAGCUGGGCGCCCUGGGUUUCAGCAAACUCAUCGGCAACAUGAAACCGAUGCGCAACGUCAGCGAGACUCUGAACGGAGGAGGAGGAGGAGGAGGAGGAGGAGGAGGAGGAGGAGGAGGAGGAGGAGGAGGAGGAGGAGGGAGCCACCCUCCCAAGUGCGCACCUGCAAUCAUGGACUCCGCAUCUCCAAUGGUGCCAUGCACGAACGCAAUCCGAGGUUUCCCGUUGCUGCCUCACAUGGAGGAGACCUCGGCUUUUAAGCACGUAGAGAGUCGGAUGCACUCCGGCCUGUCCCCGUCCCGCUACCCCCAGAUGCCCCCCGGACUCCACUUUGAGCGGUUCUCCCUCCCUCACUUCGACGGUGUCAAGACCUAUGGCGGAGACUGUAACAUCCCACUCAUGCCCCUCACUGUCUAUAACGGGGAGCUUCUGUACAGCUCGCCGUACUACCCGCUGAAAUUCCACUUCAGCAACCUCCUCAAGUACCCGGAGUCCAUGUCCUACUUCGGGGCGCCCUCGCUGAACCACGACCUGGGCUCAAUCACCAACAUCGACCGGGAGAUCGCCAUGCACACGCAGCAGCUGUCCGAGAUCACCGCGGAGAAGAACCGGACGAGGCUGGACUCGAUGCCCACCGGGAGCGCCAGCAACGCCGGCUCUGGCAAACCGAAAAAGGGACACCUGUGUCUGUACUGCGGCAAGCUGUACUCGAGGAAGUACGGUCUGAAAAUCCACAUGAGGACUCACACGGGUUACAAGCCGCUCAAGUGCAAAGUGUGCUUCCGGCCGUUUGGCGACCCCAGCAACCUGAACAAGCACAUCCGGCUCCACGCGGAGGGGAACACGCCGUACAGGUGCGAAUUCUGCGGCAAGGUGCUGGUGCGGAGACGGGACCUGGAGAGGCACGUCAAGUCCAGGCACCCCGGGCAGACCGUCAAGAAAUUGGAAGAGAAAGCGGGCGGCCUGUUCGAGGACGCGGAGCAAAAGAGCGACAAUGACAGUGACGUGGACGUGUGCUUCACCGACGACCAGAGCGACCAAGAGUCGAGCAAAAAUAAUGACUGA